AUGGAGAAGCUCGUCGAGCAGGUGGACGGUGUCGUGGUCUCCAGCCUGCAGAGGCAGCUGGGGAAGGCGAAGUGGGCAGCGCGUCGCGAGGAGGACGCCGAGGUGCGCAAACAGUUGAUGGCGGAGGCAUUCGAGGCGCUCGAGAAGGGCUCCGCCAACGGUGGCCUGGACGCCAUCACCGCGCCGCAGCUGCGCUCGGAGCUGCUGGUGAUGCGGUCACGCCAGCUGAUCAAGAGCCAGCCAGAGGCGGCCCUCAGCGACGCCAGGGAGGCCCGCGAGCUGAAGCCCAGCUGGGGGCAGGCCAGGCUGGCGCUGUGUGGCGCGCUGGAGGCCGGCGGCCUGUUCACCGACGCCCUCGCCGAGCUGAAGGAGGCGCAGCGGCUGGGCGGGUCCGUGGACGCGGGGUCGCUCAGGCGGCAGAUGAUUCGGCUGGAGCGCAAGGCUGCCACCGAGGUCAGAGCGUCGCCGCCGACCGCGCCGAGGGAGGCUGCUGCCGCGCCGGAGGCGCCCGCCGCGCGGCCGGAGCCCUCUGCCGCGGGCGCGGCGACGCCCCCGGGCGCCGCUGCCGGUGCCGCCCCGCCUGCCGCGGCCCCGUGCGAGGAGCUGCCCGAGCUCCUCGAGUGGGAGAUCGAUGGCAUCGCCAGGCUCAGCCACGACUGCAUAGAGGUGCGGCUGCACUGUCAGGAUCAGGCGCUGCUCGCACGGCAGUGCGUGGAUCACGCGCCGACGGACACCUGGCACGUGGACCUUCUAGCCGAGGGGGGUCAGCUGCAGGAGCAGGUCCGUCGGUCCUACACGCCUGUGAGCACCGGGAAGGACUACAUCGACGGAACGUUGGUGUUGAUGCUGAAAGUCUACCCUAAGGGUAAGAUGAGCAGGCAUUUGGCCUCAUUGAGACCUGCUUCGACCGUGCUGGUGUCCGCCCCACAUCCGACAAUCGACGUAGAGCCUUUCUCGAAGGGGAUGCUCAUGAUAGCUGGCGGGAGCGCUGUGACCGUCGGGAUCCAAGCAGGGAUCGAGGGAUCGAGGGGCCUCCUGCUUCUCAUUCCCCCCCCUCGCUUGCCGCCGGUCCUCUGCAACCACACCGCGGCGGACGUGCUCUACCAGGAGCGCCUCGAGGAGCUCAUGCGCUGCUCCCCGGCCUUCCGCGUGGUGCACUGCCUGUCGGCCGGCGGCGCGCCCGCCGGGCCCAGCCGCGCCACCUGGCGCUCGGGGCUCAUCGGGUGGGACGCGGUGGGCGGUGCGCUGGCCGGGGAGCGGCCGAGGGCAGUGCUCAGCGGACCGCGGGGCCUGUUGCGGGCCUCCCUGGACAUGCUCGUCGGCCAGGGCUGGGGCAGGGACCGGGUGCGGGUCCUGGACGACCUGCCGGAGGAGGCGCUGGGCGGCGGGGAGGCCCUGGGCCUCCCGCAGGUUCCCGACAGAGGCGGCGUGCGGAGGCGCGCAGGGCCCGGCGAGGAGGACCCGGGGGGAGGCGCAGCCGGGCCACUUCCCCGCGGACGGCGAGCGGCCGCCGAGGGCCGAGCUCCUGGCGGGGGCGCUGCUGGCCGGGCCGGGCAGGGCGCUCUGGGGCGCCCUCGGCUCCGUGCUCCUCUGCGCGCCCGUCUGCCGGCGGCGCUGCGGCGGGAAGAGCCUGGAGGACGGGGAGAGCGACGGCGAGUGCGGUGCCGCUCGGCUCGUCUGAGCUCGGCGUAG
This is a messenger RNA of Prorocentrum cordatum, 1692 nucleotides long. The record is from the annotation of a GenBank genome assembly. NCBI's taxonomy places the organism in Eukaryota, Dinophyceae, Prorocentrales, Prorocentraceae.